This is a messenger RNA of Leucoraja erinaceus (little skate), 2688 nucleotides long. Its product is annotated as protein transport protein Sec23B. Gene Ontology annotation, cellular component: endoplasmic reticulum exit site; COPII vesicle coat. Gene Ontology annotation, molecular function: GTPase activator activity; zinc ion binding. Lineage: Eukaryota; Metazoa; Chordata; Chondrichthyes; Rajiformes; Rajidae. The coding region runs from base 128 to 2428 and encodes 766 amino acids. Gene Ontology annotation, biological process: endoplasmic reticulum to Golgi vesicle-mediated transport; COPII-coated vesicle cargo loading; COPII-coated vesicle budding. The transcript has 20 exons. The record is from RefSeq and is a predicted model, not a curated record.
ACGUGGCUCCACCCGGUGACGUGACGUGGCGGGAGCCGGUCUGCGCUGAGUUGUACUUCCUGUCAGUGACGUCAGCCGGUGACGAGGCAAAGGCAGCGCCGGCGCGGGGCAGGAGUCUCCAGCAAUCAUGGCAUCAUAUCAAGAAUUUAUUCAACAAAACGAAGAACGAGAUGGCAUUCGGUUCAGCUGGAAUGUAUGGCCAUCCAGUCGACUCGAGGCUACGCGCAUGGUGGUCCCUCUAGCUUGUCUCUUCACUCCUUUAAAAGAGCGUCCAGAUUUACCACCGAUUCAGUAUGAACCUGUUCUGUGCAGCAGAGCUACCUGCAGGGCUGUACUUAAUCCACUUUGUCAGGUGGACUAUCGAGCAAAGCUCUGGGCGUGCAAUUUUUGUUUCCAAAGGAACCAGUUUUCACCAUCUUACUCGGGCAUUUCCGAAUUGAAUCAACCAGCUGAACUAUUGCCUCAGUUUUCAACUAUUGAAUAUGUUGUUCAGCGAGGUUCAUCUGCCCCUCUCAUCUUCUUGUAUGUGGUGGACACUUGCUUGGAGGAAGAUGAUCUACAGGCCCUCAAAGAAUCCCUGCAGAUGUCCCUGAGUCUGCUCACUCCCAACUCACUGGUUGGUCUGAUUACUUUUGGUCGAAUGGUGCAGGUCCAUGAACUGAACUGUGAGGGGAUUUCCAAAAGUUAUGUCUUCAGAGGCACAAAGGACCUGACAGCAAAACAAAUCCAGGAUAUGCUGGGACUUGCAAAACCACCAGCAGGAGUUCAAGGAAGCGCCCCUCAACCACAAGAGCACCCUGGUUUAUCCAGCAGGUUCUUGCAGCCAGUUCAUAAAAUUGAUAUGAAUUUGACUGAUCUGCUUGGAGAGCUUCAGAGGGAUCCGUGGCCUGUACCUCAGGGGAAAAGACCUUUGCGUUCGACUGGCGUAGCUCUUUCCAUUGCUGUCGGUUUGCUUGAGGGCAGUUUUCCAAAUACUGGAGCAAGAAUAAUGUUGUUUACUGGAGGACCACCAACCCAGGGACCAGGCAUAGUGGUGGGGGAUGAACUAAAAACACCGAUCCGUUCCUGGCAUGAUAUAGAAAAGGACAACGCACGGUUUCUGAAGAAAGCAACCAAGCACUAUGAGGCUCUGGCGAACCGUGCAGCAGUGAAUGGACAUUGCAUUGACAUCUAUGCUUGUUCUCUGGAUCAGACUGGACUUUUGGAGUUGAAGUGCUGCUGCAACCUGUCUGGAGGUUAUAUCGUGAUGGCAGACUCGUUCAACACUUCCCUCUUCAAGCAAACAUUCCAAAGGGUUUUCAGUAAAGGUCUGCAAGGAGAUUUCAGAAUGGCAUUUGGUGCCAGUUUAGAGAUUAAGACAACCAGAGAACUUAAAAUUGCCGGAGCAAUAGGGACCUGUGUGUCGCUGAACUCCAAAGGCUCUUCAGUAUCUGAAAAUGAAUUGGGUAUUGGUGGUACAUGCCAGUGGAAAAUAUGUGGCUUGGAUCCCAGCACCACCUUGAGUAUCUAUUUUGAAGUGGUCAAUCAGCAUAAUGCACCAAUCCCUCAGGGUGGACGAGGUGCUAUUCAGUUUGUCACCCAUUACCAGCAUUCCAGCAGUCAGAGACGCAUCCGAGUUACUACAGUAGCCAGAAACUGGGCGGAUGCACAGAGCCAACUCCAGCAUAUAGAAGCAGCAUUUGAUCAGGAGGCAUCAGCUGUGCUGAUGGCAAGACUGGGUGUUUUCAAAGCUGAGUCUGAAGAAGGACCCGAUGUGCUUCGUUGGUUGGACAGACAGUUAAUCCGACUGUGUCAGAAAUUUGGCCAGUUCCACAAAGAUGAUUCCAACUCUUUCAAGCUUUCUGAAACAUUUUCCCUCUAUCCACAGUUCAUGUUCCAUCUGAGAAGAUCCCCUUUCCUUCAAGUUUUCAAUAAUAGUCCUGAUGAAUCAUCAUACUACCGUCAUCAUUUCAUGAGACAAGACCUGACGCAGUCACUGAUCAUGAUUCAGCCUGUUCUCUACUCUUAUUCUUUCUAUGGACCCCCUGAGCCCGUGCUUUUAGACAGUGGCAGCAUCUUACCAGACCGAAUACUCCUCAUGGACACUUUCUUCCAGAUUGUCAUCUACCAUGGAGAGACCAUUUCUCAAUGGCGGAAAGCUGGAUAUCAGGACAUGCAAGAGUAUGAAAACUUCAAACAGCUUCUGCAAGCUCCACUGGAUGAUGCACAGGAAAUACUGCAGACUCGAUUCCCAAUGCCACGUUAUGUUGACACAGAACAUGGAGGGAGUCAGGCUCGAUUUCUUCUAUCAAAAGUGAACCCAUCACAGACUCAUAAUAAUAUGUAUGCUUGUGGACAGGAAUCUGGAGCACCAAUCCUGACUGAUGAUGUUAGCCUUCAGGUCUUUAUGGACCAUCUAAAAAAGUUAGCUGUAUCUAGUUCAUCAUAAAUCAAGCUGGUGCAGAAGCGCACAGGAAAAUAGUGAAUUCAUGUCAAAUCUUUGUUUUGAAUUAUGACUGCCUUGCAUUCAUUGUCGCAUCUUGCUUGUGGGUGGAUUUCCUAAUUUGAUUUUGUUUCAUUUCAUUCCAAACUACUGCAUUCCUAUUUGAGAAAAUGUUUUCUUCUAACGUCCUGUAAUCUUUAAUUUAUCAUUCGAUCACUGUCUUUUAUAUACAUGUUCAAUGCUAUUAAUAAAUGAACUUAAAUAUA